Cimex lectularius (bed bug) is the source of this 1943-nucleotide messenger RNA. Its product is annotated as heat shock protein 83-like. Gene Ontology annotation, biological process: cellular response to heat; protein folding; protein stabilization. Gene Ontology annotation, molecular function: ATP binding; ATP hydrolysis activity; disordered domain specific binding. NCBI's taxonomy places the organism in Eukaryota, Metazoa, Arthropoda, Insecta, Hemiptera, Cimicidae. The record is from RefSeq and is a predicted model, not a curated record. Gene Ontology annotation, cellular component: perinuclear region of cytoplasm; protein-containing complex; cytosol.
UGGAACAUCAUGAGAUGCCUAUCCUCGAUGAUAUCAGCGACAAUCCUAUUGUAAUUAAUGUACGAUAAUGCCCGUACACCUUCAGCAGCAUAACAUCAGGGUCCAUUUCAAAAAAGCAAUCGAACUUCGAAAACUUGCGACUAUACGAGGGGGCAACCCUCUAACGUUACAAUUUCUUCCCCACAUUUUACACGUUAGAAAAUUUUAAUUUUCAACUAAAAACUUUGAUCACUUUAAUCGGUCUAUUGCACGUUAUUGUUUUGGAGAAUAAAAAAAUUACAUAAAGAAAAUGACACUUCUAAAAUGAAGAAAAAUCUCCAUAUUUUACAUGACACUUAUAAAAUAAUAUAACAGUACAAUACAUCUACACCUAUUUUAAAGACAUAUCAGGGCAAAACCAACUUAAAUCUAAUUACUAAUUGGCAUGAUGAAUUGAUGUAAAUUUUAUUUUUUGAUUUCCCUCUUUUCUAUUUACAUGUGUGUUUUCGACUGUUAUUAUGUUUGAUUAUUUUUUAUACAUUGUUUUCACCAAAUAUUAUCAUCACUGUUAUUAUAUUCUGACUUUUAUUUUUGGGAUGCGCUCCCGUUUGAACUAUGUAAUAAGUGAAUAAGUACAUAAUCACGUUGUUAAGAGUUAGUUUUCAAAUUGCUUUAAAUUUUCUAUAUUUACUCUGUAUUUACUAUUUUAUUUUCGUUUAGAUUUGUUUAGAAACCCGAGCUGUUAACAUGCGAUUUGCACUAAAACUUAAUCUUCUUUUCAACUUGAUCUACUUAAACUUGAAAACAUGCCGGAAGACGUUGAAAUGGGUGAGACCGAGACCUUCGCAUUCCAGGCGGAGAUCGCCCAGUUGAUUCUGACCAUCAAUACGUUUUAUUCCAACAAGGAGAUAUUUUUAAGAGAGUUGAUCUCCAAUUCUUCAGAUACCUUGGACAAGAUCCGCUACGAGUCUCUUACAGAUCCGACCAGGCUUCAAUCCGGAACGGAGCUUUACAUUAAGAUUAUUCCGAACAAGGAAGACAGGACAUUGACUGUUAUUGACACUGGUAUUGGUAUGACCAAGGCUGAUCUUGUAAACAACUUAGGAACGAUUGCCAAGUCAGGAACAAAAGCUUUCAUGGAGGCACUUCAGGCUGGAGCUGAUAUUUCUAUGAUUGGUCAGUUUGGUGUUGGUUUCUACUCGGCUUACUUAGUUGCUGACAAGGUGACAGUCAGCUCGAAACACAUUGACGAUGAACAGUAUUUGUGGGAAUCUUCUGCUGUUGGUUCUUUCACGGUCAGGCCCGACCCUGGUGAACCCCUUGGCCGGGGUACCAAGAUCGUCCUGUACAUCAAGGAAGACCAAACUGAAUUUUUGGAAGAGAGAAAGAUCAAGGAUGUCGUCAAGAAGGUGAAGAAGAAGAUGAAGAGGGAAGUGAAGAAGUCCAAGAAGGUGAAGAAGAAGAUGAAGAUUGAAGUGAAGAAGUUGGAGAAGAACGAAGAAAAGAAGAACAAGCACAGAAGAAAGGGCGCGGAAAACCCAGCAUACAACGUACAAAGAGAGGAAGACCCAAAAAGAUCUACAAGCACUUCGAGGACAAUCGGUCGGCGAAUACCACGGAAGAAGAAACAACAAAAAACGACAUACCGACUGGAGACAGUGCGAACUUCAUUGGACCCUCUAUCAACGAGGCUCUUAACAACUCACUCUGGAGAAAAGUCAUAAUUGAAAUACCUAUCAACCCAAGAGAUGCCGGCGGACGUCUUAACGAAGCCACUCAUAAAGCACAAGCACACCACGUGUAUAGCAAGGAUGGGCAUGGAUGUCUUCGAGGGGGGGGUUUUGAAGCAGCCGCCGAACACUCAUUGAUCGAUUAGUCUGUUGUACGUAUCGAUAGGCGGCGCGACCGUCUGUCUAGUCUAGUCUUGUACAUGUGCUCUCGCAAUAAAGUUCUUUCGUUCUCAA